UCGCGAAUAUCUGCCGGUGCCGGGUAAUGCCGUUGUCCACCCGCUACUGAGCAACGUGUUAUCCGUUCGCUUCGUGCAGUGUUUACCUAAAUACCAAUGAUGGUGAGACGCAGCGGACGAUACACUGUCAACUGGCGAGGAUUUAAGGAUUUCGCAUUUGGGAAUAAACCUCCUGACGAAGAAAAGGAGGAACAAAAGCCUGAAGAGGACCUAAACAAUCAUGAAGUUAUAUUUUUAAGGGGUAUCGUCGAAAGUCCGGAUUUUGCAAGAAAAUGUGAGUCUAUCGACUCGGAGGAGGACUUGAUCGUAAAACCAGUCUCGUUGGGCAACGUAAACAUAAUACGUUCGUUAAGCGAGUACCGUGGCAACAACAUACGGACUAUUGAACAAGCCGAACUCGCUAUUAUUGUGUCCAGGGCACACUUUAAGGCUUUAAUAGAUGCUCAUGAUCAAAUAGGUGCAAUUUGGGUUGACAGAGGAUCUGGUAUUGAUGAAAAGCCUCCAGAACCAGACUUAGAGACUAGCAAAGAGUCUGCUGAAGGCACGGAAGCCAGUACUGACGAAAACGGAGACAUGCCAGUUGAGACUGUUAAAGUAGUAGGGCUAAGGAAAGUGCCUGGACAGCCUUUAGGAUUAACUGUAACUACAGAUGAGCAUGGGCAGCUCAUAGUAGCUAGGAUAUUAGCGGGAAGUGCUGCUGCGAAGCAAGCAUUAGUCUCUGUAGGAGAUGUAUUGCUGGAGGUUGAUGGAACCCAUAUAGACUCUGAAGACCAGCUCAAGGAAGCCGUAGCCAAGCCCAAUGAUAGAAUCACACUUAAAGUGGGACCUAACCUUAAGGAGAAAUCUGCUCAGUUAACAAAUAAGUUAAGUUGCUACAUGAGAGCAUUAUUUGACUAUGAUCCAAAAGAAGACACAUUACUGCCAUGCAAGGAGAUUGGUCUAGAGUUUAAGAGGGGAGAUAUCUUACAGGUAUCAGAUAGAAAAGACCCUAAUUGGUGGCAAGCAAGCCAUGUUGAGAACCCUGAUGUUGUCGGAUUGAUUCCAUCACCGGAGUUAGAAGAGAGGCGCAAGGCCUAUGUGCCACCUGAAGCUGAUUUCGUGCACAAAAUCAGUAUUUGUGGUGCUCGGAUAUCAAAAAAGAAAAAGAAGUUUGUCUACGAGUCUCGUUCAAGCGUGACGCUAGAGGGCGCUGAGCUGGCUCUGUACGAGGAGGUGGCUCGCACGCCACCCUUCCUGCGUCGUGUGCUAGCACUAGUGGGGACCCGCGGCGUCGGCCGCCGGACCAUCAAGAACCGUAUGAUACAAGAACACCCAGACCGUUUCGGGGCUGUUGUGCCGCACACGUCCCGCCCCCCUCGCCCUAUGGAGGAGAACGGCCAGUCCUACUGGUUCGUGUCGCGCGAGGAGAUGGAGCGCGACGCUCACGCCGGACGCUUCCUGGAGUACGGCGAGCACAACGGACACCUGUACGGGACGCAUCUGGACUCCAUCCGCGGCGUUAUGAAGGAAGGUAAAAUGUGCAUCUUGGACUGCGCACCGCAAUCUCUGAAACUGCUGCACAACAGCGGCGAAUUCUUGCCAUUCGUAGUGAUGAUCGGAGCACCGGGGAUCGAACAGCUGAGGAACCUCACAUAUGCAUCCAAUCGUAACUUAACGUUCGACCGGCAGAGCUCCAUCCGCUACAGUUCGCGGCGCGCGCGCACCCUCGAGUCACUUGCGUCGCUCUAUGAGGAGGAAGACAUGAAACAAACAUUAGAAGACAGCGCCCGUAUUCAGCGACAGCAUGAAAAGUACAUUGACCUCGUCAUCACGAACAACAACACCGACACCACUUACUCCAAGAUCAUGGACGCGUUGCACUCCCUCUCCACCGACCACCAGUGGGUCCCAGUCAGCUGGAUUUACUAGCAUACAGCCAACACACCCCGCUAAAGCGUAAUUCGCUUACAGCAACGCCAGCGCCACUAUAAUAUUCAUAAUACAAGCGUCUUCCCGCACUGAUAUAGAAUUUAGCAAGUAUUCUACAUAUCUAAGCUUUUCACACAAAGGUAAAAUAUACCUGAGAAAGAAAAGUACGAUAUACAGAAGUAUUUUAAUAAUAGAAUUAAAAUCAUUUGCCUUUUAUCAUUUACAUCACUAUUGGAUAAAGCAUUUAACGCCUAAUGAUCGCUCGAAUCCGAUUUAAUAAUUUUGUACCUUAUAUAAGACAUCACACGGUUGAAUUUAAAUUUUAUAUAUCGAAUAUUAAUUAAGACUUGAAUGUGAAGUGCGGGCGUAACGUGUAGUGGAAUAUGUUGAAACGAUGUGCCACGUGAUCUUGGAACCGAGGUCGCAAUUUAUAUAAAAAGGCAUUCCAGUUACUGUAAAGGUUUCGCUACCAUCGGUAUUCCUUGGUUGACAAAUCCCUGGGAUUUAUAAAAAAAAAUGAUCACAUGAAGUUCUUUCUUUCAAUUUUACUUUUUAUUCUAGAUUUAAGUUUGGCACUUGAAAUCGGACAGUAUUGUUUGUUUUACGGUUCAUAAUAUUCCCACCUAAGUAUUGAGUAAACUCGAAUUAUUGUGCAGCUAUAUGGCCUAAAUUGUAAGUAUUAAUAAUGUGUACGACCUCAAAUCAGCGACAUUGAACACAUCUCGCUUAGGUAGUAUUGUUUAUUUAGGGUACAUAGAUGCGUUCGUUUAUACCACUGCCGAUAAAAAAAUAUUAAAAUAUAAUAAUUAUACUUAUGUUCAAUUAUUUUAGUAUUAAAAAACUACAUCACAUGAAUCAAAUCACAGAAAGUAAUGUAUUUUAUUAUGCAAUAAAUUUUACAGAUUCUGUUGCUAUUUUUUUACAAACAGACUUUUAUAUUCACUAGUGAAAUUGUAGUAAAGUAGUUUUAUUAUUAAGAAAACACGAAAUCUGCAUAAGUUUAUACAACAAAUCGAUUUAGUAUGACUUAGUUUUUAAGAAUGUAUUAUAUAUACACAACUCGUCACUUGUAAUAAGAACUCUGGGAGGUUUACUUACGCAGUGCGUGAAUUAUGAUAGAAAAUAAGUUCUACGAUACGAUGACUCAAAAUAUAAUUGGCGGCAAUUUACUAACAGUUGUCAUUUUGCUGUCAUUAUUGAUCAUAAUAUUCAUUACAGUUAACGCCGCGCGUGAAUUCUUGUUGAAUAACACCUCGGGGUUCUUUUUACCUGCGCCAGGGUGUACUUUUUCAAGUUAGGAUGUGUAUGUUUGUAUAUUUCUGUGAAGUAAAACAAGACAUAACUGGUACAGAAGUGUAAGUUAGUGUUAUGUUAGUGUCGAUGGCAUGAUCUUGCUUUCUGUAUCGUAUCACUUAUUUAAGCUACAUUUAAUUUACAUUGUGAACCUAGCUUGUACUUCAUUAUGAAUCUCACAUUCCGUCCAUUUUAUUUCGUUGUUUAGCUAUAAAUUUUAUUGUGUCAAGAUUUAUUCAAUAUACAUUAUGUAACUACA
This is a messenger RNA of Trichoplusia ni (cabbage looper), 3460 nucleotides long. It is a transcript of the gene vari, whose product is annotated as MAGUK p55 subfamily member 6. Gene Ontology annotation, molecular function: protein binding. The record is from RefSeq and is a predicted model, not a curated record. The coding region runs from base 97 to 1908 and encodes 603 amino acids. The transcript is spliced from 12 exons. NCBI's taxonomy places the organism in Eukaryota, Metazoa, Arthropoda, Insecta, Lepidoptera, Noctuidae. Gene Ontology annotation, cellular component: cell-cell junction; plasma membrane.